AUGAAUCAGACAGGUGGUUUAGCCAAGAGAACUCAAUCUGCAACUUAAAAGCAAAGAACAGAGUACAAUCAAACUACUGCUCCAUAGACCUUGCUAAAUCCAGACAACUAUGUGGAGAAACCUAGACCUAACUUCUAUAAUGUACUCAAGAACAUCCACGAGUCUAGAUCAGCUUAUAAGAGAGUUCUUUAUGUUGCCAAGCUAAAUGAAACUGAGAUCAAGGGUGAAGUAGAAAAGGACAUGACAAGCUAUUUCAAAAAUAUUUAUGGUGAGCAAGAGUUCUCAGGGUUGAACUUGAUUCUAGGCAGUUACUGCAUUCACUUGCUAGAGGGAGAAAAUGUUCUAGUUAACAUGAUGCUAAAAACUCUCAAUGAUUAUCAACAUUAAUCUAACUCGCCUUAUCAUCAAAUAUGGAUCCUUCACUAAACCGAAGAAUGUCCAAACAAAGUUUUUUCAACAUGGUUGUGUAAGAAUGUGAUUCUAAGUGGAUCAACUAAAGAAGUCAAGAAUCUGCAAUAGCACGAGAAGUCAUGGGUUAUUUAUGAGAGCAUGCUAGAAAUAGGCAAAUAAAUAAACAUCGUUAUUAACAAGGGUACCUCUUAAAUCAAUCAAACCAUUAAAAAUAUGGCAUCUGAAUUACUUCCAAUUGGAGAGGAGCUACAAUCUUGCCUAUCCGAUACAGAGAUGACAUUAAACGAAUACUUGCAAUUCAUUACAGAUCCACCCGAUAUCAUUCUUGAGAAGGAGUUAGUCUGGCCAGUGGAACCAGAUCUUAUAUAUUGA
Stylonychia lemnae is the source of this 783-nucleotide messenger RNA. The record is from the annotation of a GenBank genome assembly. Lineage: Eukaryota; Ciliophora; Spirotrichea; Sporadotrichida; Oxytrichidae.